AUGGAUCAUUCAAACAUUCGAACAUUCAAAAGACCACAUGAUAUACCCACGAGAGAGCAGCUAUCGGCCAUUUUCCCUCCUCAUAAGAAGUUGAAGAGCUCUGUGUCUCUGGAUUCUGGUGGCUCCGUACCAAGAGGCAGCCAUUAUAUCAAUGACGAAAAUCUACCAACAAAUCCCAAUUUGACAACCACCAAACAAAAUAAUUUAAAUGCAAAUGACUACCGUCACCAAUUUGUUCCAACGCAUCAGUCAAACAAAACCAAUGUGCCUUUAUUAAACUCGGUUCCACCCAACAUUGUGCCAAUAGUUCACCCACCCUCAAUAACUUCAGAUUUCUUCACCGAUGUCACUACCGAUUUGAGUAAUGAAAAUACUGCUCAACAAGUUUAUGGCAUUCUUAGGAAAUUCCCACCACCAUGCCCACCUUUACCGCCUCCGCUGUUUUCAGAUAACAAUGACGAUAUCAGUGAUGACGAAAGGGGUGGAAUUAUGGUGCCAUUCAUUUACCCACCACCUCCUGUUGUCAAUAUCGAUAAAUUGCCAUUUUCAUUAACUGAGUUUAGUCGAAAGUUUACGGAGUCUUUGAAAGAUAUGGAUAAGCAAGAGAGGCAAGCAGGCUCUGAGAAAUCAGCAGAAACGAGUGGAUCUAAGGAGGCCAAUUUGCCCAAGUCCAACAAUCAAGGACUGUCAAAGAGCCAAUCAGGACCAAACAGUUCCAAUGCCACACCCCUUCCAGCGAAAAGAGGAAGGAAGCCAAAGCUAAGACCUGAGCAAAUACAAGCAAAAAAGGACGAGGAAGCAAGGGUGAAAGCCCAAGCCCAGGAGGAGAUGGAAAGAAAGCAGAAAUUGGAUGCGGAAAUUGCCGAAAUGGACAAGGCCCAAUCAAACACCCCCGCGUUCCAGGAUCAUUUGAAUUAUGUACAAGCACCACCUUUGCCAUUCCCACCUCGAAAUUAUAUGGCGUAUCCGCUUUCAGCUGAAAAAUCCUCUUUGGUACCGGAUGAUGUAUUCGCCUCGUUACUUGAAGCCAAUGAGAAAUUACCGCGAGCCGAUAUGGUGUUGGCUAGUGCUGCAGGUACUCUUUUUGACUUACGUCAAGAAGCUUCAGAAAAGGGUCUAACAACGCAUGAUUUUGAAUUGCAAAAAUUGAAAAAAGAAUCCAAAGAAGCCAAAGAAGCCAAAGAAGCCAAAGAAGCCAAAGAAGCCGUUGAAAUAUCUCCAGAUGAGUCAAGUAGUGAUGGGGAAAGCACAACUGAAAAGGGUCAGUACAAUGGUGACAGCUUCUACUCCAAAAUUGACGAUGAAUUGUAUCAAGAUCUUUACCAGGCACAAUGGCCUCAAGUCAACAUAUUUAAGGCGGCUUGUAUUGAUCCAGAGUACGCGAAAGUUAACCCACAAUUGAGCAAUGUUAAGGAAAAGCCUUCUGCUGAGGACAAAACAGAGUUGGAGGAUAUACAAUCAUGUCCUACUGAAGCCUUGCAUGAAUUUGAAAGAAUUGACAGGCUGAAUACAUUUCCGCCAACUGAGCGAGAGUUUGUUUCGAGUACAGGGGCGAUGAAGGACAGGAGGAGAAAACCCUUGCGCACUCACUUGGAAAGAGUAGAGGAGUAUGAGCUGGCAAACAGGCAUGUUAUUUACCAAGCCAAAAAAUAUAAACUUUUAAAACGAAUUGAGAAUUUACGAGAUAGCAAAAUCGGGUUCCGAAAGUCAACUAUUCAUGAUGAUGAAUUAAAACAAGUUCAACAACAAUUGGAAAUUGAACGUGAUUACGAAUUGGUUAAAUUGAAAUUAUUCGAAAAGUACGAAUUGUUGAAGAACUCGUUGAUAUUUUAUGAAGAUUCAAACAAGGUUUAUAAGCAUUUGAAUAUUAUAUUGAUCAACAAAUUGGAGAAAUUGAGAACUUUUUUUGAAUAUCAACAAGAGCUAUUCACUCACUUGUUGGAACAGCAAAACAAAAGUGGUGGAGGCGAUGUAUUUGACAUUUCCAACAAAAACUCGUCAAAAUUAUUCCACGGAAUAUCGUCAAGGAAUAACAGCAAACGUGCAUCUUCAUCUUCAUCAUCUGAUGAAGCAAAUGAUGAAGCCGAUGGGAAAUUGGAUCACGCAAGUGAAUCGGAUAAGAUAUUGACUGACAUGUUGAAUUCGUCAUCCAAGUUUGCCCUAGUUCAUGACUUUAUGCCGUUAAUCACUCAGGAAGAAUUUGAUAUUAUAACCAGUGACGUACCCAAGAAACUCAAAGCACCUACAUCAGCAAAGAAGUCAAUGAAACAUCAAAUCUUUUCCAACCCCAUAUAUGAUCGUUUAAUGACCUCUGGAUCCGACACCAAUGCAAGUGAUUCAAAUGCUAGUGCGUUCAAGAGCAGUACUCCUCAACCGCAACUGGCUACUCCCGGUCCAAAGAGAAGAGGCAGACGUGCAGCUACAAAUACGGGCAGGAAUAAAUCUGCUACUGAUUCAUUGAAUGGUAAUGCCAGUACUUCUGAUAGGGGUGGUAUUGGUGUCGCUGGUGGUGGUGGUGGUGGUGGUACCUCUCGUUCUUUUGCUGCUGGUUCCGGUAAUACGGCAACUGGAACAUCGGCAACAACUCCUACAUUGCAAAACACAUAUAUGCGGGACUCGGUUGCUUUUAACCAUCAGUAUACCGAAGCAGGAUUAUUGGCCAAGAUCACGAAACAAUUCUUUGGUCCACAAAUGGCCAACUCUGAUGAGUUGAAUCAUGAUUUACGGUUAAUGGGUAUAGAUUCAAGAUGGCCAGUGGGGAAAUAG
This is a messenger RNA of Lodderomyces theae, 2766 nucleotides long. RefSeq names its product Fgr47p (gene FGR47). The coding region runs from base 1 to 2766 and encodes 921 amino acids. Lineage: Eukaryota; Fungi; Ascomycota; Pichiomycetes; Serinales; Debaryomycetaceae. The record is from RefSeq and is a predicted model, not a curated record. The transcript has a single exon.